This is a messenger RNA of Mycena indigotica, 492 nucleotides long. RefSeq names its product MFS domain-containing protein. The transcript has 3 exons. The record is from RefSeq and is a predicted model, not a curated record. Gene Ontology annotation, biological process: transmembrane transport. Gene Ontology annotation, molecular function: transmembrane transporter activity. The coding region runs from base 1 to 492 and encodes 163 amino acids. NCBI's taxonomy places the organism in Eukaryota, Fungi, Basidiomycota, Agaricomycetes, Agaricales, Mycenaceae.
AUGUCUCCGUCGUCUGUCAUCCCCGCCAUCGACUACUGCGCUCGCUUGGACGUCGCCAUACCCCAUCAACUUCUGCCUCUCCGCAUUCUACUUGCCAGACUGAAUCCCACAAGACAUUUCAACUGGCGGCCCGUCUCUGCCGUAUCGAUUACCAACACGCAGGACUCGGAUCAGGCGCCCUGCCGCCGUGCGAAGAUGCUUCGGGCCGCCAUUUUCAUUUGGCAUGAUGACAACAUUGUGCGGCACCUAAUACAACUCUACCUCGUCGACACGUUCACCUACGCCGCAAGUGCUCUCUCCGCUGCAUCUGUUUUCCGCUCCCUUUUAGGCUUCGCCUUUCCACUAUUCGGCCAGCAAAUGUUCAACGCCCUCGGGACGGGCGGCGGCAACUCGUUACUCGGUGGUCUGGGUAUUGUCUUGGGAAUCCCAUUCCCGAUCUACCUUUACUACCAUGGGGCUGAAAUCCGUCAGAAGAGCGCGUUUUCUCGAUGA